Molecule: messenger RNA, 338 nt
Organism: Racocetra persica
Lineage: Eukaryota; Fungi; Glomeromycota; Glomeromycetes; Diversisporales; Gigasporaceae
Source: the annotation of a GenBank genome assembly
AAGUUGCGUUGGCCAUUCAUCCCCCACUUAUGGAAGACGAUGAAAACAGGCCACCGCUCGUGUUUAUCUUCACCCAGGAACAGGAAGUUAUUUAUCAACCACUAAAAUUGUUGAGUAAAGAAAAAGAUUAUAGAUUGUCAGCACGAGCCAGAGGGGGUGGUUUCAGUAGCCAAGUUAAAGCAAUAAGAUUAGCCACCGCCCGCGCCUUACUAGAAGUUUCUCCGGAAUAUAAAACCAUUCUAAGGAACCACAAUGACGCAAACGUUAGUUUAAUUGUAGUUUUGCUGGUUGCUCAAAAUUUCGAGCACAGGCUUUUGGAAAUUGAUGGAUUAAAUUAA